AUGGCACCAGUCAGAGCAGGAUUCGGCCCCCUGUUGCUCCUGCUGCUGGGGUUGUGGGUGGCCGUGAUCUCAGUGAGUGCCAAGCCCGGGCAUGUGACCGAUGCCGGGUGGUUUAAAACUCAGCACGUGCAGAACAAACGUCGAUCAUGCAAAGCCGCCAUGGACAACAUCAACAAGCACACAAAACAUUGCAAAGACCGCAACACCUUCCUGCAAACAACCUUCUCCAAGGUGGCCGCCACCUGCAGGACCCCCAGUAUAGCCUGCAAGGAUGGCCAGAAAAACUGCCACAAGAGCCGCGGGGCUGUGUCCAUGACCUUGUGUGAACUUACCUCAGGGAAGUACCCAAAUUGCAAGUACCAUGAGAAUCACCUGAAGAAACGUUACAUAGUGGCCUGUAACCCUCCUCAGAAAGGGGACUCUAAGAAAUUCAAGCUGGUUCCCGUGCACUUGGACAACAUCCUUUAG
This is a messenger RNA of Carlito syrichta (Philippine tarsier), 468 nucleotides long. RefSeq names its product ribonuclease 7-like. The transcript has a single exon. The record is from RefSeq and is a predicted model, not a curated record. Lineage: Eukaryota; Metazoa; Chordata; Mammalia; Primates; Tarsiidae. Gene Ontology annotation, molecular function: RNA nuclease activity; nucleic acid binding. The coding region runs from base 1 to 468 and encodes 155 amino acids. Gene Ontology annotation, biological process: defense response to Gram-positive bacterium; defense response to fungus; defense response to Gram-negative bacterium.